GGGCAAGAAGUGCAACGAUUAAGUGUCAUUCAGAACCUACCCAACCUCCUAAAGAACAAUAAUGUUGAUGCUAUGCGCAGAGUAGUACCCAAAGUCAGGGAUGUAUUACACUUAGCGAGCCAAGACCUCCAGGAGGCAGCAGCAGCAGCGUUUGUGAAGAUAGCGGAGGACCAAUCAGUGCCACACCUAACCUAUGCACAGACAUUCCUACAGACGAUCUUACAGAAUGCUGAUAAUAGAGACCCAGAUAUUUCUGAUUCCUGGUUAGAAGUCUUACUCAACGUCAUUACACACCUUCCAAAGGAUGUCCUCAAGAAAGAUAUUCUACCCGUUGCUCUCAGUAAAGGCCAGCUGGCCCAGUCGGUUCAAUCUCGUCUAGCAAGCUGUCGACUGCUGGGAAAGAUUGCUACACGUUUUGACACCUUCAUGAUCAAGAAGGAAAUCUUACCUUUGGUUACAUCUCUGUGUCAGGAUGUGGAUUAUGAAGUCAGAGCAUGUAUGUGUAAACAGCUAGAUAGUGUGGCAAGAGGAUUGGGCCUGGAGCCUACCAGAAGUGCAAUACUACCUGAACUUGUUGAACUGGGCAAGGAUGAAGAGAGCUGUGUAAGACUAGCAGCAUUAGAAACUAUAGUUAGCUUACUCAGUCUUCUAGACGAUGUGAAUUUCAUACCGCCAGAUACCUGCACACAGACGAUCAUUCCUUUAGUUCGUAAAUUUUGUGAGAAUGCCAUGAACAAUGAAGAUUCUACCCUACCCUCUGUUGCUAAGCAGUUCGGAAGGUUAUGCCAUGGGUUGUCAGUAAAUCUUACAGAAGAAUUAAAACUUUGGUUCAUGAAGUAUUACUACAAGCUGUGUUCUUUAGGGCUGAAUGAGAAAAGCAUCAGCAAUGAUAGAUUGGAGCAGUCAGGUGCAUCAUCUAAUAGCUCCACUAAGAAUUCACCAAUGCUGUCCAUGUAUAGAGAGGAACACCGGUUGACAGAAUGCAGGCAAUACUCUGCGUAUAACUUCCCUUGUAUGGUGCUAUUUGCUGGUGCACGUAAGUUUAAAGCUGAACUUCAUGGAACCUUUGCCAGUCUCUGUGAUGAUCCUCACCCUCAAGUCAGGGCUACUCUAGCCUGUGGUUUUCAUGAAGUUGCUCAUCUCUUAGGAAACAAUGUAUCUUGUAUUCAUGGAGAGCUGGUUAGUCUACUCAAAGAUGAAAAUCUACAGGUUUUACAGGGUAUUACAUCUCACCUCCCUGAGACUUUGGUAACAUUCUCUAAAGGAGCACUAAGCAGUAGUGGUCAUCAUCUCGAUAAUAAGAUGGUAACGAUAGGUCUCUUUUCCUAUCGCAGGGUAUAUGGUGUUGGUGAUUUGAUACCAGCCAUCUUGGCUGCAGAGAGUAGAGCAUCUAACUCAAGGAAUUGGAGACUCCAUGUUGAUAUUCUAGAGAAACUCGCCUGUCUUCCUAAGUGCUUAACCAGUGAUCAGAUCCAUUCCAAGUUUAUUCCUCUUUUCUUCAAGCAUGUCACUUCUCAUAGAGCUUUGCCAAUUCAGCAUGCAGCAGCUAGGACGUUGUGUGUUCUAAUGAGAAACUGUAGGAAGUUAGAUCAUAGACAAGACAUGGUAGCUAAACUCAUCCAUGAGUGCUGUAGGAGUAAAAGUAGUCGCUAUAGGAGGUUAUACAUUGACAUAUGUGUCAUAGUUAUGGAGAUGUUCUCUAAAUCAUUCUUCAAGGAUAAUUUCAUGGAGCCAUUGAUGGAUCUCACAGCGGAUCCUGUUCCUAAUAUCAGGUUAAAGAUGUGCUCUCUGCUUCCUCGGAUCAAACAUCAGAUGAAGCUACCUGAGGACAGAGAGAAUCUUCAAGCCUUGGAGUUGGUCGUUAGAAGGCUACUCUCAUCAGAGAAAGAUAAAGAUGUAGAUGUGGCCAUUAGACAAGCUGUUUUUGAAUUGGACAGAAUACAAGUUCAUGUAGACUCACUGAACAUGUCACAGUAUUACGAAGACGACAUGCAAGACAGAAAGAAAGAGGCUGAGGAACGUUCCAUGAUGGAGAUUGAGAGAAGGAAUAUGGAUGAAGGAAUAGAGAAAGGAGCAAGAGAGAAAGGAUCAGCCAGGCAUACAGAGAAGAAGAAAGAAAAAGAGAGCAAAACAGAAAAGAACGUUCAUACACACAGUCAAUCUAAUCCAGCAUCCGCUCCAUCAACUUCUUCAAGAAAAGUGUCUAAAAGCACCAGCCACAAACACAGUAGUACACCGUCAGGGGGCAAGAGCUUCCUGACUAAUGGCCCCCAAACUAGCAAAAAUAUUGCCUCGUCAUCAUCAACCAAAAGCUCAGUCUCGAAUGGUCCCCACUCGGGCAAAAAUGUUGCUUCGUCAUCAACAAAGAGUUCGGUGUCUAAUGGUACCCCCACUGGCAAAAAUAUUCCCUCGUCAUCAGCAAAGAGUUUGGUGUCUAAUGGUCCCCCUAGUGGCAAACAUAAUGCACCAACAUCGUCUUCCAGGAAGACUUCCCCUCCACAGGGUCCUCCAAUGAACACUGCUAUUAGAGCUGCAUCUCACAAGGCCCAGAAAGCACCCAAGAGUGAGGUAUCAUCAGCGCCCCCCUCUAGGACAUCCACCAGGGCGGGGAAGAAGUCACCCUCGGCUACUCUCCUUGAACCAAAUAAUAACGUCAAGUCAACCACAAGCCGUAAUAGAUCUGGUUCUGAUGGCUUGCUAGCUACGUCUAUGAUGCGGAAUACAAGAACUACAAGGGUUCUAGAAUACAGUAGUUCCUUAUCAUCUCCUACAGCCAGCAGUGCAGCUAAAAGAUCAACUAGUGGAACACAUGUAUCAGAAUCCAGGAAGUCUUCAGCAUCAUCAGUCAGCUCAACUCGGUCCGGCAAUUCUUCUUCUAGUCAUCUAUCAACUUCAACCUCUUCAACCAGAGUGAGGAAGUCCACACACAAGACUUGAUGAGAAAUGGAAUCUACUUCUAAUAUAUCCUACAUAUCUGCUACAGGAACAAACUGCCAUAUGAAGAGUGAAUGUGUGUAUGACAGUGUGAACCAAUGUUACAGUGACCAGUCAUUCAUGCCAUAUUUGAGAUGACUGACAUGGAGGGAUAUUAAAUGUCAAGUUGACGGACCUUAGACAGUCUGACAGGGACAUAGUGGUCAUGUCAUGUCUUGACUUAUCUGACGAGUAGCAGUGACUAAGGAAUGCUGUACACUGCUAUCAUGUUAGCAUUUGUGCAUUUUGACGGAAUUACAUUUCGGGGAUAACUGAGGAGCGAUCGUGAGAGGAGUUGUCUGAUGUUCCAUCUGCUGAGUCUGCUUGAUUAGACAGUUACCAUAGUAACAGUCAGACAGACGCCUAUGCUGCUCAGCCCUUCAAAAUUAAGGAAAUUUACCGGAUUUGUCAGAUGAUAAUUGUUGAUGAAAUACACUCUGAUCCAGGCAUCUGCGUUAACAGUGAUGUAGGCUUUAUCAUAAAGCUCUUUGUGUGGAAUUAUUCCCCUUGGAUUAGCUUUUUCCAUGUUGAUAGAAUAUUAGUGGGAGACAAAAUUAAAUAAUGUAAUCUUUGAUGUAACAAAUGCCUGUGCAUGUGAUCUUACAUACUUUGUUCUCACCACUUCAACAAAUCAUCAUGUCGCCAAGGGGAAAAAGUGGUAGUUCUGAUUUUUUCAUUCAUUUUUCCAGUUCAUAUUUGGAAAAAUAUCACCAUUUUAUUACAAAAAUGCAGCUUUAUUAUGCAAAUGGCAUAAGCAACAAAUUAUGUGAUGAAUGUGCUACAAGUCACAUUACAGCACUUAAUUCCUGAUCACUGUUUUGCACAAUUUUCCAUGAUGUUGAGAAUGAUUUGAAGUGGAUGAAAAAUAUAUUCCCCCAUAUGUUUGCGGCAAUGGGCAAAUUUAUUAGAAUAUCGUUUUGCACGUUGCAGAAGUCAAAUAAUAUAAAUUAUUCAAUAAUUUUUUUCAUCAUACUCCAUUUCAAAAUAAUUUUUUUUCUAGUCUAAUUCAUAAUAUAAAUAUACCAUGAUUCAUCUGAAUGAUAAAAGCUGUAUUUACCUUUUCAGGCACAGUUUGGUUCAGUCUUUAGAAGAAUAAUUGUUUUACUAAAAUAAUAUUAGAAAUCAAAACGAGGAUGAAUGAACUUGCAACAAUGAUAUUAUACAGGAAUUUCUGGCUUAUAUGUUGUGAGCAGUGAUCAUCACAGGAAAGUUUAAAUCGACAUAUUUAUUUAUUAAUUUUUGUUGUGUGUUCUCUGUAAUGUAUGAAAUGCAGUUAUCAAAAAAAGCCUUCAUUAAUCCAUUAGUUAAAAUGCUUGUUAUCACCACGUAAAAUUUAUUAAAUGUUACUUUAUAUUCGUAAUAUUUUGAUGAGAAGGAAGAGAGGGGAGAAAGAGAAGCUCUCUGAUAAUUUAUAGUAGUUGGCUCGUAGUGUUGAUCUUAUAGGCUGCCAUUCAAGUUGUGUGUGUGUAUGGGUGGGUGUGUGUGUGUGUGUGUGGUUUUCAACAUUUUCUUUCAAUUCUUGCCAUGUAAAGAAUAUGUUGGUUUUUGCCAAUUUGAACAGAAAUUAUCAGAAAUCUGAUGCAUUGAGUCCAAUGGUGUGCAUCGGAUGGAUAAAUAGGCCUGUGUUUUGAAGUCAGGGGUUUAAAAGUAGAGGUUCAAUGUAUCAGCCCAUUUGACUUGCAAGUCAUUCUAAAAGGGGAAUGAAACUCUUGGAAAAAGUUAAGCUUGUGUGGAAACAGAAAAUCAAAGAAUAAGAUCAAAGAAAGUUUGAGAAAAAAUUGACAAUAAUGAGAAAGUUAUGAACAUUUGAAUAUUACGAUCCCUAAUGCUAUGGAGAUCCUCCCAUUGAUAAAGAUGUGUGAUGUCACAUGUGGGCAACUUUCCCUUUGAUGGACUAUAAAAUACCCCCAAAAUGUCUCUUUCUGCUCUUUCUUAUGGUGAUACAAUCUCUUUAUCCAUGAUGUAUUCUUUGAAAAUCUGCAUUACAUACCCUCCUAUAGAAAGAAUACAUGAUCUACUGAUAGAUGUGAUAAAAGAGGCAGAUUAAGUGAAAUAUAUACACAAGUAAUGGGAAAGUUGUUCACAUGUGACAUCACACGUAAUUGUUGCAUUGCCAAUAGGAGGAUCUACAUUACAAUGAUGAUAUGAACUGUAAAUGCUCAUAACUUAUUAUUUAUUCAUUGUUUCUCAAACUUGAGAUUUUUCUGUUUUUGCAGAAGCUAUCUUGUUCCAAAGAUUUCAUUUUCCUUUAACUGUUUGAGAAGGAUAAAUAAGAUAGUUGUCUUAUGAUAAACAUAAUAUACAUAAAUUUGCAAAGCGCAGCUUUUAUAUAAAUAUACUCAGUUAGAUAAAUUAUAUGUGUACAAGGCAAUUUUCUAAAUUAAAGAGAAAUGUUUCCAAUUUCUAUUUGAAGAUAGCAAGUGAUGGAAAACUUCUUAGGCCAUGUCAAUUGACAGGCUAUUCCAUAGUUUGGGGGUAGCAAUUGCAAAUGCGCAAUUGCCGAGUGCGAUGUUUUGUGAAAGGGAAUCUUCCCUAUUAACAAAUUAGGGAGGAGCAUGUUAAACAUAAGAAACAUACAAUGAAAUCAAAAUGUUGACAUUUUUGGCUUUCUAUAAUUUCAGCAAAUAAUUAGACCAUGGUAUAAGUUAAAUAGAAUACGGGCCAUAGAGUACAAUUAAAACUAUUGUGUAUAAAGAAUACCACAUCAUAUCAUAGGAAUUCUCAGUUAUCUGGUAGGGCAGGGGGGGGGGGGAAUGUCCAGUGUAUAUGUCCUGAAGGCUCUCCAACUUCAAUCCAACUAGAAUUCUAAUUCCACUAUAUUUCAUUCUUUGUUACUUCCUGAAUGGUGAAUUUAAUGAUAAGCAAUUUUUAUGUGAUAUUUGAUAAUCCUAGGUUUGAGAGUAAGCAAGCAAUUACUGUUGGUGAAGGUGAUUGCCAAGGGAUUGAUGGAACAAAAAAAUUUAGGGUCAAUGACCUCUUGAUUAUGAACGUACUCAAGACUAAUUUUUAAGGCUUUAUGACCUUAUGGGCUGAAGUGAUCAGUGAAACCCAAAAGUACCAUGACUGCGAGUGAUGGGGGAAACUACCUUUUUUCACAUGACUGACUUUUGACCAAUCCUGUAGCAAGAUUCUUAGUAUGCGGAAUAUAAUAAAUAGUACUUAUGCCUUUGAAGUAAUAAUUGUUUCUGUUGAAAUUGUCUCAUAUUUUGUCACACAUGCUUGGGGCUUCAAAUAGAAAUGAUUAUUAUUUUCAGUUACUUUGAUAUUUUUUCUGUUGAAGUGGCUGCCUUUCUUUGUAUCUCAACUACUUAAGUUAAUUGCAUUUGACAUCAAUGGGCACUUUAGAACUCUGAGUAUGAUUGAGAUGAAGUGUAUUCAUUUUGUGCUUUUUGUCUUUCCUGUCAUAUAGACAUGUAUUGAAAUUGUGCCUUGUCAAUGUCCAAAUGUGUGAACUUAAAUCCAAUAAUUGAAGGAAAAAAAAAUUCAAAAUCGUUUGUGCCUUAAUAUAAACAUUGUCUUUAUAACUCUGUAGAAACAAUGUGCCUAACGUAUUCAAUAUUGAGGUUGCUAAUUUUUUUAAAAUACAUAUCAGGAAAAGUGAAUGAAUAUAUCAAGAAUCUCACAAUAAUAUCCAGUAUGCUACUUACCGUUAUGAGCUGACAUUCAGUACCGGUGGUCUAGUUAGAAACAUCUGUGAUUAAAGAGUGUUUGGUUUCUUUUUUUUUUCUCUACUUUUAGUCAGAAGAAGCAAUAGUUCAUCUCAAAAUCUUGCAGUGAAAGCCUUUGUAAUUGUGUUUGAAAAUUGUGGUUCUUAUAAUGUCAUUUGUCUUGAUAUUUCACCACUAAUAAUAAGGAAUCUAAUUGUGAUUUAAAGACCCAGACCAAACCCAUAAGUGAAAUUGGCAAAUCAUGUACAAAUUCAAAGCUUGUAAACUGCAAAGCACAGCAAUGCAAGCUUUAUGCAUUUUCACGACUUACCAGCUGAGUAUUUUGCUAAAGAAUAGCUCAAAUUAUCAGGCUUCAAAAAUAGGCUUUCUCGUGCUUUUCACCAACCUCAAAACCGUGACGUCAUGUCGUGUUUGAAGCGAUGUGAUUCCAUAGGUUUGUACCCAAAAGAAUGGGUGAUUUGUCUGCUUUUCAGAUUACGUAUUUUAUUUUCUUCAUUUCUAUCACAUAGAGAUAUCAUAAAAAUCUUUUCCUUCAAGCUUUAAUUGAUGAAAUCUACAGCUUUGCAGUUUUUGCCAACAUUUAAUUUCUCACUUAUUUGGCGCAGCUAUCCAAGUCUAUCUGCAUUCAGAUUAUGUGUAGAAGUUUUCCUGACAUAGCAAUUCAGGCCCAAUCAGAGCCAUACAAAGAAAUUACAAAAAAAAAACCUAGUGCAGGUCUCCAUCCAUGUUAGGACUGAAAAAAUAUCAGUGCCAUUUUCCUUUG
Messenger RNA from Lytechinus pictus (painted urchin), 7404 nucleotides. Its product is annotated as serine/threonine-protein phosphatase 4 regulatory subunit 4-like. Bases 73 to 2937 code for a protein of 954 amino acids. Gene Ontology annotation, cellular component: protein serine/threonine phosphatase complex; cytosol. The transcript has 27 exons. The record is from RefSeq and is a predicted model, not a curated record. Gene Ontology annotation, molecular function: protein phosphatase regulator activity. Lineage: Eukaryota; Metazoa; Echinodermata; Echinoidea; Temnopleuroida; Toxopneustidae.